CAUUCUGCUAUGAUCCUACUCUACGAUCUGGAUCGUGAUUUUAAUAUGCAUCACAUGUUAUCCAGUUCACCGAACUCUAAAUCAUCCCCCAAAGCUCCACAAACUUGAUCUCCUCUCCCAUGUGGCUCUGACCUAGUCAGGUGACGAUACCAUGAGUCUUCAAUUGCUUAUCUGACAAAUGAUUUUGUCUUUUCCUGCAUUGCAGGUUUUGGAUCGUGGGGAGAAAAUUGAACUCCUGGUGGAUAAAACAGAAAACCUCCAGUUCCAGGCUGACAGCUUCCAGAGGCAGGGAAGGCAACUACGACGGAAGAUGUGGCUGCAGAAUCUCCAAAUGAAGCUGAUGGUAGGAGGAACGGUCGUUGCCCUAAUUGUCAUACUGUGGCUAAUAGCUUGCAAAGGUUUCAGAUGUUGAUGGGAUAAAUAAAACUAGUUUUAGUUGUUCUCUCAGUGUACAAAAAAUUUACGUGGUCCUGUAUAUGAAGUUUGUUGCUGGAAUGUGGAAUCUUUUUACCUGUUAUACCCCGUGAUCGGUUCUUGGUCACAAUAAUUUGCAGGAUAUAAUCUGAGAUGAACGUGCUGUAUGUUAUUUGUUUAUUUUUGAGUUGUAUUGGUAGCCUUUGAAAUCUAUCUACAGUACUGUAGUCAUGUUGUUCUGUAGAUUGUUGAAAUCACUACUAAAAAUCUAUCAGGGAAACGAUCAGUGUAUCUAAUUUGAAUAUUUGAAGUUG
This is a messenger RNA of Camellia sinensis, 728 nucleotides long. NCBI's taxonomy places the organism in Eukaryota, Viridiplantae, Streptophyta, Magnoliopsida, Ericales, Theaceae. The record is from RefSeq and is a predicted model, not a curated record.